Messenger RNA from Frankliniella occidentalis (western flower thrips), 3532 nucleotides. RefSeq names its product AMP deaminase 2. Gene Ontology annotation, cellular component: cytosol. Gene Ontology annotation, biological process: IMP salvage; AMP metabolic process. Lineage: Eukaryota; Metazoa; Arthropoda; Insecta; Thysanoptera; Thripidae. The record is from RefSeq and is a predicted model, not a curated record. Gene Ontology annotation, molecular function: AMP deaminase activity.
ACAAAACAAAUAAAUAAACAGACGGGGAAAAGUGUCGUGGCAUACGGGUGCGACGCUCGGUCGGCACUCGAGCUGUGUGAAAUUCCUGUGCGCUAAUCCUGGGCCCCUCCAUUCACCGAUUGAGUGGCGCUGAAGCGAAUGAGCCAUGGACGGGGCGGCAGACAGCGAGCUCGGCCAAGCCGCUUGCGCCAAUAACGGCCUCGUAAUGCACGAUGGUGAAAAUACCAACGGAAGCUUCGACGAUACUAAUGGCCUCUCGACAAAUUGCCUACAUUUCUACAGUGCUUGCAGCUGUGGAAAUAAGAAUUCGAGACCCGACAGCCCCAACAGCGUCAUGGCGAACGGCCAGUUCCCCAAGCUGGAGGUGCCUCCGGGCCGCACGCACCUCGAGGACCUGCCCAACGAGAUCUCCGCGCCCUACGAGGUGCCGCAGUUCCCCAUCGAGCAGAUCGAGACGAGGCUGGCCAUGCAGAGACAGCUGUGCCGCUGGAGGACCUGCAGGUGGCGUCCCGGCUGCUCGUGCAGGCGCUGCACGUGCGCGAGCGCUACAUGGCCGUGUCCAGCCAGAACUUCCCCACGGUGACGGCCCGCUUCCUGCGCACCGUGGGCUCGGGCAACCCGCACGUCCUGGACACCGUCAAGCACGAGGACAAGAAGACGAUUCAAGAUCAUCCUGUUCAUCCACCUGCCAGCCGUGGUGAUCCUUGGGAGUGUGAAUUCCCUAAACCAAAAGGAUAUGUGAUAAAAGCUGUGGAUGGAGUCUUUCAGCUAUACAAGGACCAAGAUGCUGUGGAGAAAAAUGAACCCGUGAACUAUUCUUAUCCAAAUCUUGCAACAUUUGUGCAGGAUAUGAAUUUGUUGUGUACCAUGAUUGCAGAUGGCCCACUGAAAUCAUUUUGCUAUCGACGCCUUAGCUAUUUAUCCUCUAAAUUCCAACUUCAUGUGCUUUUGAACGAAAUGAGAGAACUAGCUUCACAGAAAGCUGUUCCCCACAGGGAUUUUUACAACAUUAGGAAGGUUGAUACUCACAUUCAUGCUGCAUCUUGCAUGAAUCAGAAGCAUUUACUUCGUUUCAUAAAGAAAACACUGAAAAACCAUGCUGAUGAAGUUGUAACAGUCAACAAAGGCCCAAUGACUCUGAAAGAAGUCUUCCAGUCCAUGAAUUUGACGUCAUAUGACCUCACAGUUGAUAUGCUCGAUGUCCAUGCAGACCGAAAUACAUUCCAUCGAUUUGACAAAUUUAAUGCCAAAUAUAAUCCCAUUGGAGAAAGCAGGUUGCGAGAGGUCUUUCUCAAAACUGAUAAUUAUUUGAAUGGGAAAUAUUUCGCAAGAAUCAUUAAUGAAGUAGCAUCGGAUUUGGAAGAGAGCAAGUAUCAAAAUGCUGAGCUUCGUCUGUCAAUUUAUGGAAAAUCCCCUGAUGAAUGGGACAAACUAGCAACAUGGGCUAUCACCUAUGAUGUGUACUCUGACAAUGUUCGUUGGUUGAUUCAGAUCCCUCGUCUGUAUGAUAUUUUUAAGUCAAACAAUCUCAUGAAGAAUUUCCAGGAGAUUUUGAACAAUAUUUUCAAACCAUUAUUUGAGGUGACAAAUGACCCUAAUACACAUCCUGCACUGCACAAAUUCUUGCAGUAUGUUAUUGGGUUUGACUCAGUGGAUGAUGAAAGCAAACCAGAGAACCCUCUGUUUGACAAAGAUGUCCCUCCACCUAAUGAAUGGUGUGAUGUGGAGAAUCCCCCUUACGCUUACUAUUUGUAUUACACUUAUGCUAAUUUGACAGUUUUGAAUGCCUUCCGCAAGGAACAAGGCUUGAAUACCUUUGUACUGCGUCCUCAUUGUGGUGAAGCUGGACCCAUUCAGCAUUUGGUUUGUGGCUUCAUGAUGGCUGAGAAUAUAUCUCAUGGCCUUCUUUUGCGCAAGGUACCAGUUCUACAGUAUCUUUACUACCUGGCUCAGAUCGGCAUAGCAAUGUCACCUCUCAGCAACAACUCCUUGUUCUUGAAUUAUCAUCGUAACCCUCUUCCUGAAUAUUUGGCAAGAGGUUUAAUCGUCAGUCUCUCCACUGAUGAUCCCCUGCAAUUCCAUUUCACAAAAGAACCAUUGAUGGAAGAAUACAGCAUUGCAGCUCAGGUUUGGAAACUGAGCAGCUGUGAUAUGAGUGAACUUGCUCGUAAUUCUGUCUCAAUGAGUGGCUUCCCCCACAAGAUGAAGCAGUAUUGGUUGGGUCCAAACUACACCAGAGAAGGUGUAGCUGGUAAUGACAUCACACGCACUAAUGUCCCUGACAUUCGAGUUGCUUAUCGUCAGGAAACACUUUUGGAUGAACUCUACAACAUCUUCAAUGUGGCUGAAAAGGAGGGAGUGCCACUAUGACGGCCAGCCCGGCGCCGACGAUGUCGACGUUCAACUCUCUUUUGAGUAAUAUAGGGCCUUAAAAAACAAAAACAAAAACAAGGUUCUCUCCGUGUACUGGUCAUGUCCAAAACUGUGAGUACAUUUCUGUACUGUAUUCAUUUUGGGUGCCAGUUGACUGUAGUAUAGAUAUUAAUUGAUCUUUGAAAAGAAAUUUUUCUAUUAGACUAGUGUUAUAUAAAUGGGAAAAAACAGCAGUUUAUAAAACUAGCUUUCCAACUAUUGCCUUCUUUAUUCAGGAGCUUAUCGAUAUUUGAAGAGAUUUGUCAUCAACAAGGUUGUAGCAUUUGCUAAUUUGGAUGUGUUAGCAUUUUAGACUCAGAAAGAAAUGAAAGUUAAAGUCUGUCACACUGAAGAAGUGUGACUCAUAGAAAUUGGCAAUCAGCUUAUCAUUCUAUAUCAAUUCUACUUUCUCUCAAUGAUUCUGCUUUUAGCUCAUGGUGAUCAUUAAAUUGUGAUUUUUUUUCUUAUUUUGAUGUAUAGUGUCUAGAGACAUCUCUAUUGUUAACCAAUGUUGAUUUUAGGAAAGAAAUAUGUCUGUGAUUGUGAUUUUCCAUCUUUCUUAUUUCUCUCUGUUUUAUUUUUUAAUCUAAUUAAAUUUUGCCUGUGCCUAUAAUGAAAAAGAAGAGAAGUAAAGUGUUAAGAUUUGAGGAGUAAUGGUUUGGAAUUACGAUAGACACUGGUUAUGUACAGACAUUACAACAUUUGUAUAUCAGGUGUGUACACAUUAUAUUUCUAUUUAUUUACUUUUUAAUCACAUGCAGUGUUAGGAAAUUGCUUUUCUGCAAUGUGCAAGAACAUCAAUUUUUAUCGGCUUUGCUUUGAGCUGUUCUCCAAAAUUAAAUGAGUUUGAUGUACUAACUACUGCCUAUUACAUUAGGCGUAGAAAUCCGCAAUUGAAUUUUGUGAUAAACCUUUAAUAGUAGAAUCAACUGUGCUAAUCUGAUUUAAUUGCCGAGUUUGAUAGUAUCAUGUGAGCAUCUGUAAUUUUUUUUCCAUGUCAGUUAUUAGUUUCUGAAUCAACCAAUAGAAGUUGUAUAGUAGUUUGACUGUAAUCCAUGUAUUUUGUGUAUUUUUUGUACCAUUUAAAUGUGAACCAAAUAAAGAACUUUUCCACUCCUGA